CCUUGUGACUGAGCGCCUGCUGCCACAUCAGGCGGCACUUGACUGCUCAACCAGGUGGAUGCUGCGCCAACUUCAGACUUUCCUGUGAUGGUCAAGCGUGCAGAUACGGAUUAAAAAGUGGGAAGCAUCCGUAUGAAGCAAAAUACCUGCACGUGCAUCAACGACUACCUUCCUCACAUGUUCUCGAGCCUCAUCUUUCAUCAACCACAUUUCGCUAUCAAGCGCGAGAAGGCAAACCAUGAGCUCUUCUCUUCCCAAAAGCGAGUCGACCACUUCUCUGCUGAGAUCAUCGGGGCCCAGCCGCAGGUCUGUGCACUCGGAUCACGGUCCUCACGGUCACCGGAGUAACCGCACUCAUCAUCCCACCGCAGCUGGAGGCAGAGAGGAUGCACCCUGGACAGAGGACUGCGAGGCCAGUGCGCGGAGACCUCUGUGCCAACCAGGACAUGUCGACUCUCGGAAUUUCAGCGAUCAUCACCGGGUGCAGAGAAGCCACUCUCACCUGCAGCCGAGCCAUCUGGAUGAUAAUUACGUUCAGGAGGAUGUCAGGCAGAGGUCGAGUAGGUAUCAGAAAGAGCGCAGCAAGUCCACCAGAUCCAAACAUCACCAUCACCACCACGAGACCUCUAGAGGUGAUCAGCUUCAUGCAGCGCAUCUUCAAGGGGGCUCCCGUCAGGACAGGAGGACAUCACCAACCCCAUCUUAUCCAAAACACCCGGACGAAGCGGCUUUCUUCUUCGAACCCAGCGAGAGAGUCGUCACCGGGUCCUCAUCCAGUCUGAGCUCCGACCCACCUGCGAGCAGCGCACCUGCCCAGCCCGCAUCCAGACUCACAUCCAAAAGACUGAGCACAACGUCUCAACAUGACGCCAGCCUUCAUCCCAUUGUAAAAUCAGUCUUUGGACAGGACCAGAAGAAGAACUACAAAGCAGUGCAGUCCUGUGAGGAGGGGGGAUCUGGGGGGGCCUAUCUUGAGCCACUAGUAGCCCUGGCCCAGAACGGAGCCAACAUGCACAACGUACUGGGGCCUGCAUGCAUCUUUCUACGCAAGGGCUUCGCUGAGAGCCGGCAGGCUGACCGAGAGUUGAGGCCAGAAGAAAUGGAUGAGUUGCGUGAGGCCUUCAAGGAAUUUGACAAAGACAAAGAUGGGUUUAUCGGCUGUAAAGACCUGGGGAACUGCAUGAGGACGAUGGGCUACAUGCCAACAGAGAUGGAACUAAUAGAACUGAGCCAGCAAAUCAACAUGAACUUGGGAGGACAUGUUGACUUUGAGGACUUUGUUGAACUCAUGGGGCCCAAACUUCUGGCUGAAACAGCAGACAUGAUAGGGGUAAAGGAACUGAGGGAUGCUUUCAAGGAGUUUGACACCAAUGGUGAUGGCCAGAUCAGCACUGCCGAACUCAGAGAAGCAAUGAAAAAACUGUUAGGACAGCAGGUUGGACACAGAGAUCUGGAGGAGAUUUUACGAGACAUUGACUUAAAUGGAGAUGGACAUGUAGACUUUGAAGAGUUCGUCCGGAUGAUGUCUCGGUGAAUUUAGUUUGGUGACAGACGUCUCAGGCGCUAAAACAAAACCUGGAUUCUAUCCUAGAUUUGGAGGAAAAGUUAAAUGUCUAGCACAGACUGAUGAUAGAUCUUGAACUUCUUGAACUGUCAAUGAGUAAGACAGCAAAAAAAAAAAACAAUAACAAAAAAAAAAAAAAAACAUAUCAACCUUGCCCUGAAACUGCCAUGCUGAAGCACAACGGCUGAUGACUACAGCCAGCAGGAACACUGGUAAUAACACACUGCUGCUGUUCUUUAAAGCAUAAACAAAACCAAUGGCUGCAUUUCUGACUUUUGUGAAGUACAUUUUAAAACCAUAUUUUCCCCUUAUUUAUGAUGACAUUUUUCAUGUGCUAGUCAACCCAAUAGUUAAAGGGUAAUAUGAUGUUUGAGCAAUUUUGCUCAAAUGUAGAUAGAAGGUAUUACCAUUGUUAUUUACUGUAGCAAUUAAGAUGAUAUAUUUUUAAGACAGCAGUAUGCCAGCAGAGACCAAAACUGACAGAGCACAUUCCUUCUUAAUGCUGACAUGACAUAAGCACAAAUACAAAGGUAAUAUGGAAAUAUUUAAUGUUACCCAUUCAUAUCUGCGUGUUUGUGUUUUGUGCAUAUUGUUGUUUCUCUUCAUCCAAUGCUGUUUAUGUGAAGUGUCACUGGAGACUGUCAUCAAACACAGAUUAAUUACGUUCAGUAUUUGUUAGGUAAUAAUGUGUAAUGUAGCACCAAUUUUGUUCUACUGACUUUAAAAACAUUAUGUCCAUCUUACUGUGAUAGACGUGUCAUUUCCAGUGUGCAUGAGACUAUGAGACUCCUGCAGCUAUAAACAGUCUGCAAGGAAAUUAUUGAUCAUCUUUACUACUGUGAUAAGCCUUUUAAUUAUUUGUAUGUUUUAUUAUAGGCUGCAUGAAUCCUCAGAGGUGGGUUGAAUUGUGUUACAAGUUCAAUUGGUGAAAGGAGUCUGAUAAUGCUUUCAUUUUUUCACAAAUGUAUUUGUUUAAUAGGGUUUUGUGAGUCUACUGAUACAGAAGUCUCCUGAAGUGAGAUUUCUUUUACUAUUGGGGGAACAGCUACACUUUUUAAACUAUAAUACCUCAAAGUGAAUAGAACAAUCAAUCCCAUCCAUAUCCAGUUUCCUUUAACCCAGUCUAAUCUUGAACCAAUUUCAUUACAUUCAUCAUUGAUAUGUGUAAGGAAGCAAUAUGAGCUUUUUUAUGAAAACAGCCAAAGAAAUUUUACAAAAAUACAAUGUGAUUUUAAUUCAGUUUACUAAUCGUUGUUGGGACAGUUGUACUAUUCCAAGACUGUUCAUAAAGGUCAUGAGGGUAUAUGCAUGUUCUUAAGUUAUGGUAUUCUUCAAAAGGGAAAUCUUACUUUGUGAUUUUGCGUGUCUUAACUGUGUGAAACUAUGCAUGUUGCAAAAUUACUGCAAUUUGUAGCAGAAUAUAUAAAAAUAAAAGUUUUUAUUCCAA
This is a messenger RNA of Melanotaenia boesemani (Boeseman's rainbowfish), 3011 nucleotides long. RefSeq names its product calcium binding protein 1b (gene cabp1b). Bases 239 to 1534 code for a protein of 431 amino acids. The record is from RefSeq and is a predicted model, not a curated record. NCBI's taxonomy places the organism in Eukaryota, Metazoa, Chordata, Actinopteri, Atheriniformes, Melanotaeniidae. Gene Ontology annotation, molecular function: calcium ion binding. The transcript is spliced from 8 exons.